Molecule: messenger RNA, 1180 nt
Organism: Triticum dicoccoides
Lineage: Eukaryota; Viridiplantae; Streptophyta; Magnoliopsida; Poales; Poaceae
Product: 50S ribosomal protein L13-like
Exons: 6
Coding region: 92-901 (269 amino acids)
Biological process (GO): translation; negative regulation of translation
Cellular component (GO): ribosome; mitochondrial large ribosomal subunit
Molecular function (GO): mRNA binding; structural constituent of ribosome
Source: RefSeq, a predicted model, not a curated record
CUUUCACUGCCUCUCUCCCGUGCACCGCGUCCCCACCACACAAGAGAACCACCACAGCACCUCGCCGCCGCCGCCGAGGACGACGACGACGAUGUGGCGUUCGCGAGCUCGCGCUCUCCUCCUGCUCCGCUCGUCCGCCCCCAGUUCGGCACCGCCGCAGCAGAAUCCACUUCGGAGCUUGGCCCGAGCCCCGCCCCCGCCGCCACGCCUUCUCUCCCGCUUCCUCUCCUCCUCCUCCCAGAAGGCCCCGCCGGCCGCCUCCCCUCCCUCGUCUUCCUCGCCCGGCGCCGCGCCCGGAUCCGCUGCACCGCCGGCCUACACCGGAAACCUGAAGAAAGCACUUGCAGGGUUGAGGAGAAUUGAUUUAGAAGGGUUGCGGUGGCGUGUUUUUGAUGCAAAGGGCCAGGUACUUGGACGGUUGGCAUCCCAAAUAGCUGUUGUGCUUCAAGGCAAGGACAAGCCAACCUAUGCACCUCAUGUGGAAGCUGGAGACAUGUGUAUUGUUCUUAAUGCGAAAGAUAUCUGUGUUACAGGAAGAAAAAUGACUGACAAAAUUUACUACUGGCAUACAGGGUAUAUUGGCCAUCUCAAGGAAAGAAAGCUCAAGGACCAGAUGGCAAAAGACCCAACUGAAGUGAUCCGUAAAGCUGUCAUGCGCAUGCUUCCCCGCAAUAAAUUGCGUGAUGAUAGGGAUCGUAAGCUGAGGAUAUUUGCUGAAGGCGAGCAUCCGUUUCACGACCGGCCUCUCGAGCCUUUCAUCAUGCCGCCACGGCAAGUGCGUGAGAUGCGCCCCCGGGCAAGACGUGCGAUGAUAAGGGCACAGAAGAAGGAUCAGGACAGGGAAGCUAAGAAAGCCGAGGGAGAAGCAGCUAAGAAUGGCAAAGCUGCGGUCGCUGCAUAAAUGCACUUUCUGAAUGAUGACCUGUGUCUCUCUUUUCUCUUUGACAUGUAGUCUUUCGUGUUGAAUUUUCGUAGACAGGGUGCACUAGAAUCUUAUCAAGCUUUGUUAAGGCAGCAAGAUUGCUGAGAAGCCUGUUGAGUUGAGUUGAGAGGCGCUAAACCUGGAAACGCCCAACUCCUCAUUCUGAAUUUCCUUUUCGAUCCUACCUAAACUUGUCAGUGUAAUUUUGUAUUGCAAAUAAAACUCAGUGCAUUAUGCAAAUAAAACUACUUGAGUGGA